CAGCCGCAGCCGCAGCCGCUGCAGUGGACGUAACGCCCGGCUGCGCCGCCGCCACCGAUCCUGCCGUUUCCUUCAAAUUGAUCGCGUCCGGCCUCCGUCCCCGUAACUCCACGUGCCUCGGCUCCUUCAGCCUCCAUCCCCAAUUCCCCAUGGACAUGGCGACCUGCCGUCUGCCGACCUGAUUUGAGCCACUGACGACCACGCACGCACUCGUCGGUUCCUCUCACCUCCCCCUCGAUUCCCUUUUUCUAGGUUGGAGCCGCACGCCACCGACGCCGGGAGGCGGCAGCCCGUGCACCCGCGGCCGACGCACUGGACCUGAUCCUCGCCGCCCCUUCGAGCGGAACCGCACACCCACGCCGUACUGCACGCCGGCACGCCGCCGACGCCCGCGCCCUGGUUACAGGAGCUGAUGCAAGUUGUAGGUUUGUACUAUGAGAAGGAUGGUUGUGCACAUCAAUACUCAAAUUGACCUUGAAUGAUUACACUAGAGCUGGUUGAAUAAUAGUGCAUAGUUGAUUCUGGUGGUUCGCAACAUGGGUUCUAGAUUUCCAUCACAUCAGCUGAGCAAUGGCCUGUAUGUAUCUGGCCGACCUGAGCAACCUAAGGAGAAAGCCCCAACCAUUGGCUCCAAUAUGAUGCCGUACACCCAUGGUGACUUGAAGAAAUCUGGAGAGUUUGGGAAGAUGUUUGACCUCCAUGCUGACAAGUCCAGAAAAUCUGGUCCUCUGGGAAAUGCGCCUUCAAGUAAUACUUUAUUUGGGGAUGCUGCUUCUAACUUUGGACCUGUCUUUAAUGCUGGUGGCCGGUCAAACUACUCUGGUUCUAUUUCAUGUUCAGUUCCUGGUGCCGGAGGAUCAGCAAGAGCAAAAUCUAACUCCGGACCAUUCAAUAAGCAUCGAGAACAAGCAAAGUGGUCAUCCGGUCCCCAGUCUGGAGGUGUGAUCCCAAUGACUCGCCAGAAUUCUGGCCCUCUACCUCCAGUACUUCCUACAACUGGGCUUAUCACAUCUGGCCCUCAUUCUUCCGGGCUACUGAAUUCGUUUGGUGCUCCAAGAAGAAAAAUAUCUGCAUCUCUUGAUUCUGCUGCAUCAAUGAAGGUGCAGACUACAUCGCUUGCGCACAACCAGGCUGUUACCACUCUUCCCACCGAAAGUGGUUUCUCAGUUCUGGGAAACAUUUUGAAGUGGGUACUCUGGUCAGUGAUCACACUCUUGCUGAUGGGGUUUGCAAUAGGUCUCUUCAUUCUUGUUGUUGUUCACAAUGCAGUUGUGCUAAUAGUUGUUGUUGCUGCAAUUGUGCAUUGGAAUGUUUUCAGGGGCAGGAGAGGCGUGCUCGGGUUUGUCAAUAGCUAUCCCGAUACUGAUCUCAGAACUGCAAAAGAUGGAGAGUAUGUGAAGGUUACAGGGGUUGUUACGUGUGGAAAUUUCCCACUGGAGUCCUCAUUUCAAAGGAUUCCGAGAUGUGUGUACACUUCAACUAGGCUGUAUGAGUAUAGGGGCUGGGGUUCCAAAACUGCAAACCCCAAGCAUCGCCGGUUUACCUGGGGUUUACAGAGAGCAGAGCGUUUUGCGGUCAAUUUCUACAUUUCAGAUUUUCAAUCCGGGCUUCGAGCAUUGGUGAGAACAGGAAGUGGUGCACCGGUGACACCAUAUGUCGAUGAGUCGAUAGUAGUUGACAUCAAUCCUGACAACAAGGAUAUGUCUCCUGAAUUUCUAAGAUGGCUGCGAGAAAGGAACCUCUCAAGUGAUGUUCGGAAAAUGCGCCUAAAAGAAGGAUACAUCAAGGAAGGCAGCACUGUGAGUGUGAUGGGGGUUGUUCAAAAGAGCGGGAGCAUGUUGAUGAUAGUACCUCCAUCGGAGCCCGUCUCAUCUGGUUGCCUGUGGGGGAAGUGCUUAUUGCCAUUGAACCUUGACGGACUAGUCUUGAGAUCUGAAGAUGCUUCAGACAUGGAUGUCAUACCAGUAUAGCAAGCCGAGUGAUGUGAGAUAGCUGCUGGUGAAGUGGGAACGUUGGCCCGUCGAAUAUUUGACCUUGGGUUGGGUUUGCUUGGUAGAAUACUAGAGCUGAGAAAGAUGUACAAAUGUUACGUGUGAUUAUGGCUACUAAAGAUCGAGUAUGGCCGGGUGAUCUGUGUUUUCAAGUGUAUACACCUUUUUCAAUGUAUUACGUCCUCUUUUGGUCGUUUUUGGUUA
Messenger RNA from Hordeum vulgare subsp. vulgare (domesticated barley), 2195 nucleotides. RefSeq lists its product as uncharacterized. Bases 537 to 1970 code for a protein of 477 amino acids. NCBI's taxonomy places the organism in Eukaryota, Viridiplantae, Streptophyta, Magnoliopsida, Poales, Poaceae. The record is from RefSeq and is a predicted model, not a curated record. The transcript has 5 exons.